UUGACCAGGGUUCUAUUUCAGCCAGUUGUUUUCGUGCACGGUCUUGGCGGAAAAGCAGCCGAUUACGCAUCACAUCGCAAAUAUUUCAUUGAUCAUGGAUAUUCAAGCAACGAACUGUACGCAACAACCUAUGGCGAUCCAAGCGUGGAUGACAUUUGGAAUAUAAACAUUUCAUGCGACUCGUUUAGGCAGAUCCAUCAAUUCAUAAGAGCGGUUGCCGAAUACACAAUAAACACUGUUGAUCUUGUGGCUUAUUCUGGUGGUGCACUUAUUGCUCGAAAGGCAAUUCUUGGUGGAAAAUGUCCUGACAGUAGUAGUGAAAAUGUCGGAUCACCUCUAACCUCCUUGAAAGAAAUGCGAGCCCAACAAGGUCACUUCGAAGGCCAACGAACAUUGGCCAUCUACAGUACAGGCGACCAUACGAUUGGGCGACGAUGCUGCGGGACAGAAUGUGCUAGCCUAAGAAAUGCUUCUGAGGUGUAUGUACUCGGAAGGAUCGGUCAUCGCUCAAUUUUGUACGGCACACUGCAGAAACAAUUCGAAUUCAUCUCCAAUUCGAGUUCACGCAUCCAUGAACCAACGCAGAAGGCUCUGAAACGCCGCUCGCUUCAACUACCAGCCAACUCAACAAGCGAUAGUGAACUCAGUGGAACAUUUCAAAAUUCAACCGAAGUGACAACAGUUACGAUAACUUCAUCGGCUUCAUUACCGAUGUCCACCACACAAUCGAAACCUAAAAUUAUCAAAACUUUGGAAAACGACAACAACUUCGAUCCAACAAUCCCAUUAAUUUUCGCUUUCAUUGCGCUUAUUGUAUUUCUGUUUAAAUUUUUGAGUAGAUGUGAAUUUGCAAGACUAUUGCUAUCGUUCAACAAGAUAAAAGUGGAUUUAAGAGCCGAUUUGUGGGAUGAUUUCGUGAUGCUGUCCGGUGAGGACAAUAUAACAAGGACGCAGAAUAUCAUGGCAAUCUCAGACGACUACUAUUUGAUCGAUCUUGGCAUCGGUGUACCUAGUAAGUUCGACGCUUCCGUAAAUUGCUAA
Molecule: messenger RNA, 1041 nt
Organism: Anisakis simplex (herring worm)
Lineage: Eukaryota; Metazoa; Nematoda; Chromadorea; Rhabditida; Anisakidae
Source: the annotation of a GenBank genome assembly